Molecule: messenger RNA, 529 nt
Organism: Prorocentrum cordatum
Lineage: Eukaryota; Dinophyceae; Prorocentrales; Prorocentraceae
Source: the annotation of a GenBank genome assembly
ACGGGAGCGGGGCGGCCUCCCGCCCAGGAUGGGCCAUCCCCCCCAGAUGGACGCGGACGGGGACACGUGGCCACCACCAUCGCCAUCCCGCACACAACGCGGAGACGGCGUGGAGCAGGAAGGGCCGCGUGCAGUGGAGUCUGAAGCGACCGAGGCCGAGCGCGACGCACAGAACUUGCACGGUCACGUUCCCCCCGUCGCCAGUGGUUUGACCAGCGCCGACUUGGAUCACGUGCCCUGCGCAGCCGAUCCACGGGAGGCGACCAGGUUGGAGUUCGACGUGUCGAUGGACAGGAGUCUCGGGAAGAUGCUUGGCGUGGACGUGGGUCACUUGGACGGUAGCGUGCUGCUCGUCAAGAAGGUGACGGGCGGCCUCUGCCAGGAGUGGAACGACGACCACCCUGACCUGGCCGUGAGAGCUGGAGACCGGAUCGUCGAUGUAAACGGCGUCCACGGUAAUGUCUUGAAUAUGGUGGAAGAGUGUGCGAAGCACAGAGUGUUGACGAUGAGAAUGCAGCGGGAUCCGUGA